CGAGUCCAUUUUGGCCUUCCAGGAUCGGAUGGAAAUGAAGCCGGGUGUGACCAUGACGAUCCGCUUCAAGGGCGAGCUCGUGCACGAGUUCGCCGUGCACCCGUCGACGCCCGACAACCUCUACGACACGACCGAGAGCCUCACGACGCCCCACUGCUACAGCGGCAAGGAGGACGGCGGCUUCCUCCCCGUGCCCAACAACGCUGGCCCGCAUGCGCUGCUGGCGACCGCCAUCGUGAAGGCCAAGCAGAGCAGCGAAGGCUUCCUCGCCGACAAGUGCGAAGGGCCGGUCAAGGACGACAUCUAAUACAAUCUACAUCCUGUUCAACGAU
Molecule: messenger RNA, 332 nt
Organism: Saprolegnia diclina VS20
Lineage: Eukaryota; Oomycota; Saprolegniomycetes; Saprolegniales; Saprolegniaceae
Exons: 2
Coding region: 29-307 (92 amino acids)
Source: RefSeq, a predicted model, not a curated record